Cladophialophora psammophila CBS 110553 is the source of this 831-nucleotide messenger RNA. RefSeq lists its product as uncharacterized. Bases 1 to 831 code for a protein of 276 amino acids. The transcript is spliced from 3 exons. NCBI's taxonomy places the organism in Eukaryota, Fungi, Ascomycota, Eurotiomycetes, Chaetothyriales, Herpotrichiellaceae. The record is from RefSeq and is a predicted model, not a curated record. Gene Ontology annotation, molecular function: dioxygenase activity.
AUGAGCGACGAGCCCGACAGGGUUGCCAAACUCGGAGUCGUUGACCUGGCAGCUUUACGCUCACACGAGUCGACCGAGUUAGAGAAAUUGCUCAACGCAGCUCGUUCGACGGGUUUCUUUUACCUGAAUCUCCAGCACGAUUUGAUUGGAGGGCAGAUAUCUGCGAUGUUGCCGGGCAUUUACCGGAUUUCGGAGGACUUCUUUCACCAGCCAAGCGAGGAAAAAAUGAAGUUCUACAGAGCUUCGCAGAAUCCAUCGCAAGAUCGCGGCUAUAAACGGAGCACUUGUGACGAGACACUUGAGAUGGCUUAUGACGAAGUCCUUCAACAGACUUGUCCGCUCCCCCCCGUGAUGCAAGAAGAAAUUGAGCUGGUUGAUCGUUUCUCAAAACUUUGCCACUCUACUUGUCUCACUGUGUUGUCAUCUUUCUCCGAUGCUCUUGGACUGCUCGGCGACCAAAGAUUUGAGUCAAAACACCGUGAGGGAGAAGCCAGCGACUCAGGCUUGAAGCUCAUAUCAGAACCAACCUUGGACAAACUUAGCCAAGUCGGAGACAAUCUACACACUGACAGUGGCACGCUGACAAUGCUGUUCUACAAUCAAUGGGGUUUGGAAGUUGAGCAGCCCGAUGGCCCUGCAUGGGCCUUCACAGCUCCCGUGCCAGAAUACGCUCUUUUCAACGUUGCAGACUCUCUGCAACGCUUGUCUGGGUUGAAGUUUCAUUCACCGAAACAUCGUGUGACUCAAACAGGAGAUGGAGCGGGUGAGCGGUACUAUAUUUCAUACUUCCUCAGGCCCGAGCAUGCUUUGCGAGAUAUGUGGAUACAAUAG